GCUCCACCCUCUCCCAUCCCCCCUCUGAAAGGGAAAGGUUAAGGUAGGACCGGGACUGCCGGGGCUGGGACUUCAUCUGGGAGUGCUAGGUCCCGCCCCUCGUCCUCUCCUUCCUUAACCGUAUAUUCAGCACAGGUUAAGACUCAACUCCAGACUCUCGCUGGCCUCAGGCCCGUCUCCUAGGCACUGUUGCAUCUAUGUUACGAUCUUCUGCUGGAGUGGGGUCUUUGUGGCUUUCUGCCCAGUCCUUGGUGCCCACAGCACACUUCAAGGGUACCCACUGUCCGUUUCUACCGUGUUUUACAGAGGAGGUUUAUUCCUACCCCUCUUUUGUACAGAAUUUCAUGUAACCCAGGCUGGCCUUGAACUUCUGAUCUCCUGCUUCCACCUCCUAGGAUGACAGGUGUGUGCCACCUGCCUGGCUCUGUUCUUUAUGGUGAACUGUGGGUUGGUUAAAUACAUUUAGCAUAACGGUGGUCUUUUCUCCCAAGCCCAGGGAGGGUGGCCCCACAUGGCCAUUCUUCCAUAUAAACCCAUGUAAACCCUCUCACAAACGUCAGAUUACUAGAUUACUUACAACACCAAGGAUGGUGUGCAUGUUGUGCAGACGGAAGUCUGGGGAUCUGGAGAGAUGGCUCAGUGGUUAAGAGCCCUUGCAGAAGGUCCUAGCAGCUCACAAUCAUCUGUGACUCAGGCUCCAGGGGAUCUGAGCCUCUCCUGGCCUCCAAGAACAGUACAGCAUGGUGCACCUACAUACAUGCAGAUCCCUGCUCCUUCUCCGGAUCCCAGCAUGCCUUCAGGGACACCGCAGUGUGAAGGCGGCUCUGCAGGGUGCCCCCAGCACGUGGAGGGGCACUCAGGGAAAGCGCACCGGGAGAAGGGCCCCUCAGUGGACAAGGAACGAGUAUGGAUUCCACCCGAUACCCCGAGCAGAUGUACCUGGCAGCUGGGGAAGCCCACGGCAGACUCCCCGCAUUACCACGCAGUGCUGACAAAACCUCCAAAAAUCUUGCCUGAUAUUCUGAGGAAGAUUGGGAACACCCCUAUGGUGAGAAUCAACAAGAUCUCCAAGAAUGCCGGACUCAAAUGCGAGCUACUGGCCAAGUGUGAGUUCUUCAAUGCGGGCGGGAGCGUGAAGGACCGAAUCAGCCUUCGGAUGAUUGAGGACGCUGAGCGAGCCGGAACCCUGAAGCCCGGGGACACGAUCAUUGAGCCGACCUCUGGGAACACAGGGAUCGGGCUGGCUCUGGCAGCUGCUGUGAAGGGCUAUCGCUGCAUUAUCGUGAUGCCAGAGAAGAUGAGUAUGGAGAAGGUGGAUGUGCUGCGGGCUCUGGGAGCUGAGAUAGUGAGGACGCCCACCAAUGCCAGGUUCGAUUCCCCCGAGUCUCACGUGGGAGUGGCCUGGCGACUGAAGAACGAAAUCCCCAACUCUCAUAUUCUGGACCAGUACCGCAAUGCCAGCAACCCCCUGGCGCACUACGACGACACUGCCGAGGAGAUCCUGCAGCAGUGUGAAGGGAAGCUGGACAUGCUGGUGGCUUCAGCAGGCACAGGCGGCACCAUCACAGGCAUCGCCAGGAAGCUGAAGGAGAAGUGCCCUGGCUGUAAGAUCAUCGGUGUAGAUCCUGAAGGGUCCAUCCUCGCGGAGCCCGAGGAGCUGAACCAGACAGAGCAAACGGCCUACGAGGUGGAGGGGAUUGGCUAUGACUUCGUCCCAACAGUCCUGGACAGGACGGUGGUAGAUCAGUGGUUCAAGAGCAACGAUGAGGACUCCUUCGCCUAUGCACGCAUGCUCAUUGCACAGGAAGGGCUGUUGUGUGGUGGAAGUUCAGGCAGCGCCAUGGCCGUGGCCGUGAAGGCUGCCCAGGAGCUGCAGGAAGGACAGCGCUGUGUGGUCAUCCUGCCCGACUCUGUGCGGAACUACAUGUCCAAGUUCCUGAGCGACAAGUGGAUGCUGCAGAAGGGUUUCAUGAAGGAGGAGCUCUCAGUGAAGAGACCCUGGUGGUGGCAUCUGCCUGUCCAAGAGCUGAGCCUGUCAGCACCCCUGACCGUGCUGCCCACAGUCACCUGCGAGGACACCAUCGCCAUCCUCCGAGAGAAGGGCUUCGACCAGGCACCUGUGGUCAGCGAGUCGGGGGCCAUCCUAGGGAUGGUGACUCUCGGGAACAUGCUGUCAUGUCUGCUCGCUGGGAAGGUGCAGCCAUCUGAUGAGGUCUGCAAAGUCCUCUACAAGCAGUUCAAACCGAUCCACCUGACCGACACCCUGGGCAUGCUCUCCCAUAUCCUGGAGAUGGACCACUUUGCCCUAGUGGUCCAUGAGCAGAUCCAAUCACGAGACCAGGCCUGGUCAGGAGUGGUGGGGGGGCCUGCAGACCACAACGAGGACAUGUCCAGCGAGCGACAAAUGGUGUUUGGGGUUGUCACUGCCAUUGACCUGCUAAACUUCGUGGCAGCCCGGGAGCAGAACCAGAAAUAGAGCCUGGAAGUCGGGACUGGCUUCCACCCUCCCUGCUGGGGCUUCUUGGCUCUCAGAGACACCUACCACCAGUUUCCACGCCCAAGUCCAGUGGUAGCGUGAACAGGUGGCUGCUGAGACCAGCUGCAGAGGCCCGGCCUCCCCUCCCAACACUCAGCUUCCUAACUCCUCUAUGCCGGGGUAGCUUACAUGGGCACUCCUAGCUUACAUGACUCCCUUCCGGUGUCACAGAAGAACUGAGGAACAUCAGCCAGGAGAGACGGACACAGAGCACAACUGAGACGAGACUGAGGGUGUCAGAAAGUCUUCUCUCCAGAGAAGGCUCCAGCACAGGAAAGAGCAAACCCUGGACUUUGUACCCAUCCUCAAGGGCAGUGCUGGCCCCAGCACGGGAGCACGUGGGUUUUAAUGAAGGUGCAUUCCAGUGGCCUGAGACCCAAGGCGGUGAAGUGAUACAGUGCUGGCAUGAAGUGUUCCACCUGGGGCCCGGCCCUGUCGAGGGGCAAUUCCUCACCUUCCCCUCCUCCCCUAUGUUCCUGUCUCAAUGGCUCCCUGUUCUGGACACUUCCUAUAAAUGCGAUCACACA
Messenger RNA from Meriones unguiculatus (Mongolian gerbil), 3063 nucleotides. RefSeq names its product cystathionine beta-synthase (gene Cbs). The record is from RefSeq and is a predicted model, not a curated record. Lineage: Eukaryota; Metazoa; Chordata; Mammalia; Rodentia; Muridae. The transcript is spliced from 17 exons. Gene Ontology annotation, molecular function: cysteine synthase activity; cystathionine beta-synthase activity. Gene Ontology annotation, cellular component: cytoplasm. Bases 632 to 2476 code for a protein of 614 amino acids.